UCUUCGGAUAAGACGGCUGUGGAUGACCCAUAUCCCACAACAUCCCGGGAUUAAUCCCAUGUAUAUGUGUAGGUGGUGAGAGGUGGAGGAGAGUAGUGAGCGGAAGAAGAGAAAGAGAUGGCGGCGAUGACCUUGGCAAUGGGCGCGGCAGCCGCCGGCGGGCGGGUGUUCGCGGCGACGGCGGCGGCGAAGGGCGCAGGGAGCAGCGGAGAGGAGAAAGGGCUGCUGGACUGGAUACUGGGAGGGCUGCAGAAGGAGGACCAGCUGCUGGAGACUGAUCCCAUCCUCAGGAAGGUGGAGGAGAGCAACGGCCGCGGCCGCACCACCGGGUCCAGGAAGUCGACCACCACCUCCGUCUCGGUUCCCAACAAGAAGAAGUCCGGCGGCUUCGGAGGCCUCUUCGCUAAGAAAUGAUAUUACUGCCCAUGCACGUCGUCUUCAUCUGUUACUACUACAUAGAUGGUCACACACUCUCCCUGCCAUGAACUGUUCCUGUGUGCUUCGGGGAGAGGUGUGUUGUUCCUUUUCUUAUGCUCGCUUGGGCUCCGUCUCUGUUAUGAUUUGGCCUGAAACGACUGGGAAGCUUCACAAACAUGGCCACCGAUGAAUGCUGUGAUUCUGUUUUG
Musa acuminata subsp. malaccensis (wild Malaysian banana) is the source of this 626-nucleotide messenger RNA. RefSeq lists its product as uncharacterized. Gene Ontology annotation, cellular component: chloroplast. Lineage: Eukaryota; Viridiplantae; Streptophyta; Magnoliopsida; Zingiberales; Musaceae. The record is from RefSeq and is a predicted model, not a curated record.